AUGACCGUCCAGGCGAGGAGGCACUCCGCGGCCUACAAGUCCCCAUCACCCUAUAAUACACGAGAUACAGACGUCGAAAAACAACCUACACCCGCCCGUCAACCAUACCACCACUACCGGAGCGAUGAUCCUGAUUCCGACCACGAGUCGCUGGACGAUAAUAAGGUCGCGGAAUCCUACCCGCCGCCCAUAAUAGCUGGCGGCAGUCUUCGCCGCCCCCAACCUGGCUUCGGCUUUCGCGUGCCCCAACGGAUCAUGCGAUGGCUCUGCUUCGCUCUUUUCGUUGCGCUCGUCCUCUUCAUCCUCACUCUCUUCCGCUUUACCGUCUCUAGCUCCGUUUCACAAGUCGCUGUGGAUUUACCCAAGGUCGGCGCGGCGAAGCCACCAAAGUGGGAGAGUUUCGAUUUCCUCCAUCGCUACGAGGGUGGUAUUUCCUCCCUGGUCCCGCGUGCCGAUAAUGUCCCCGAAUACCCCGGCGAUGGCUCCGAGGACCUGGCUAUGAGGACGGAUCAACUCGACGAGCAGGAUGAACCUGAGCAGGAACAGGAACCGGACGCCAACAAGGUGGUUAAGAGGGAUCUGGCUCCGAACAUGCUGAGCAAUGUCUUCAAUCCUUACCCCGCUUACCAGGCGCCUGAAUACAUUGAGAAAUACGGCGAAAAGCGUGAGUGCUUCCUUAACGCAGAGAACACGCUACGAGUUCCGUCUAUUCAGAGCUACCCUGGAAUCCCAAAGGGUUUCCCGGAUCCAGUGAUCGGCUCGAAUACAAUUUUGGGUAUUCGAGACGACAUGUGCUUUGAUCGAUUUGGUCGAUUGGGCCCGUACGGGUUGGGAUACGGAGUGAAGAAGGGCGGCACUGGCGCCGGCAUGGAGGGCCACCGUGAGGGCGCCGACCGUGUGUGGGACGAGGUCCCGCCGGUGGACUUCCGCGAGGUGGAUUGGGCUGCUGCACAACACCGCUGUCAUGCGGCUAACCGCCAUCGCUUCAAUGAGCUGACGGAGCCGCGUCUUAACCGGUUUGUUUCUAUGCCCGUAGGCGUGCCCAAGGUGAACAUCCCGCCGCCUGUGGAAGAUACACGCAAGGAGCAGCCUAAGGUUGGAUCUGAGCGUCUUCCACGUACUGCUGUGGUUAUCCGCACCUGGCAUGACUUCAGGUAUACACCGGAGGAUAUCAUGUACAUGCGCUCCGUCAUCUCGGAACUUUCCCUGAUGUCUGGCGGUGAAUAUACUAUCCACUUCCUGGUUCAUGUCAAGGAUACGAAUCUGCAGAUCUGGUCCGAUGAUGACACAUACCAGCGUGUGCUCAAUGAUGCGCUGCCAGAGGAAUUCCGUGGCAUGGGAACUCUCUGGUCCGAGCAGCAGAUGGAACUGAUGUAUCCUGGAUUGGAGGAGACCUUGACCCGCGGCUUGCCAAUCCACGGUGUCUAUCGCAGCACGUACAUGCCCAUGCAGUACUUCGCUUUCCAGCAUCCCGAGUAUGAUUACUUCUGGAACUGGGAGAUGGAUGUGCGUUACACGGGCCACUGGUACCACUUCUUCGAUAAGGUUGGCCAGUGGGCGAAGCAGCAGCCACGAAAGGGUCUUUGGGAACGUAACGCUCGCUUCUACGUUCCUUCUGUCCACGGAUCAUGGGAAGACUUCCGACAGCAGGUCCGUGUGCAGACAGAGACCGGCACCAACUCUGUCAACAACUUGUGGAGCGCCGCCAAGAAUGCCGGUGAUGGCCAUGCACGGAGUGCGAUGCACCAACAGGGCGACAAGUCCAUCUGGGGUCCCGAACGCCCCGACGAACAGGACAUCUUCGAGGUCGAGGGUGAGGGUAUCCCGCCGACAAGCAUGGACAAGGACCAGUACCAAUGGGGCGUGGGCGAGGAUGCCGACCUAGUCGUUUUCAACCCGCUCUACGACCCAGAGGGUACGACCUGGCUGCUGCGGGACGACGUGACAGGCUAUAACAAGGAGAAUGGCAUGCCACCGCGCCGUACAGCGAUCAUCACUGCAUCGCGGAUCUCCCGCAAACUGCUCACCACUAUGCACCGCGAAUGCAGUCUCAAGCGCCACAGUAUGUUCUCAGAGAUGUGGCCCGCGACCACCGCGCUGCACCACGGCUUCAAGGCCGUCUUCGUCCCGCACGCUGUCUACAUGGACCGUCGUUGGCCAACCCGCUACCUGGAAUCUGUGUUCAACGCCGGUCGCAACGGAGCCUCCGGUGGUGCGCGCACGUCGAUCUUCGGCGAUCGCGAGCACAACUUCCGUGGCACAACCUGGUUCUACUCCGCAGGCUUUUCGCCAAACAUCUGGCGUCGCUGGCUUGGACUGCGCGUCGACAACGACGGCGGCGAGCAGCAGGAGCUUGCUGGCGAGGGCCGCAUGUGUCUUCCUCCUAUGCUAUUGCAUCCCGUCAAAGAAGUCAACAUGGUCAUUGACGACGGAGCGCAAGCAGAGGACAUGUGA
Molecule: messenger RNA, 2454 nt
Organism: Penicillium paradoxum
Lineage: Eukaryota; Fungi; Ascomycota; Eurotiomycetes; Eurotiales; Aspergillaceae
Product: DUF3405 domain-containing protein
Exons: 1
Coding region: 1-2454 (817 amino acids)
Source: RefSeq, a predicted model, not a curated record